AAUACUGUCGUUAGUCAUGGCGUUAGGGCAGAGUGUUUGAAACCCCCAAAUUGGAGACUUUCAAAUCCGCGUUUGAACGUCCCUCACGCGCCAAGUAGUCAGCAACCCUGGUGACUGCACGCUCCUCGUAGGCUAAUGCAACAUGUUGGGGUUGCUUGACAUAGCCAAAAAAGCGUAUCUCAAAGUAUGGCCUACGCGGCCUGCCAGUGCACAGACAACACAACCGGCGCUAAUGCGUACGAUAGAAGGGCACACAAGUAAAGUGAAGGCAGUCGCGGUCUUCAAUGACAAUCGACGGGUCGUCACUUGUUCAUCAGUCAGCACCCUGCAAAUUUGGGAUGUAGAAACAGGAGCAUCGAUUGGAGGACUAUUCGAGCCAGAGGGACGCAUCAUAGGUGGCAGUGUGCGAUCACUCGCCGUUUCCCCAGAUGACAGGCUAAUCGUCAGUGCUGGAUCUUACGGUAUCGUCAUCUGGGACGUCAAGAGAAUGCAGAUGCUCUAUGAACUGUGGUCAAUGCCGGUGAAGUCGGUGUGCUUCUCGCCUGAUGGCAAGAGACUCGCAGCUGGCGGACCGGGCGAUGAUGAGGUCCAUAUAUGGGAUACAAAGACUUGUGAUGUCUUGGCAAGCUGUAGACGGAGGCCAAGACGUCGCAACCUUUCAGAUCCUGCGGUGUUAGGAGUAGCAUUCAGUCCAGAUGGACUCAAACUGGCGUGUGCAUCAUCGAACGGCUACAUUGAUGUUCGGCGCACCGAUAACCUCAGGCGACUUUUCCGGUUUUACGCUGAGCCACUAGCAGUAUCCUCGCCAGUUCGAGGCAUCGUGUGGUCACCUGAUGGCCAGCAACUUGUCUCCAUAUCACAUAAUAAACUUCAGUUCUGGAACUCGUCGAAUGGACACCAGAUCGGCCAAGCUUCCGGUCGCAAGCGCUAUAACUCACUCGCCAUAUCCUCUGAUGGCUCCUUCAUUGCCACUGCCUCGAACGACAAAACCGUGCGGCUGUGGUGCACAAAAACACACCAGCAGAUAGGAGAUGCCCUCAACCACACCGUCGUGGCUACCUGCGUUGCAAUUUCUCCCAAUGCAGAACUGCUCGUGAACGGAGGCAAGGAUGGGAAGGUUCGGGUCUGGCUGGUCGAGAACGUACUUUCCACAGCGAUGCAGCUAGAUUCUUCGUACGACUCCUACUGGGCGCACUGGGCGCUCGGACGAAAUCUUUAUCGAGGAACCCUUUCUGACGCAGAAAAGGUCAUUGAAAACAACCCCUCAUCACAUCUUGGGUACGAGAUGAAGCAUAAAGCGCUCCACACGGGACAACGCUAUGACGAAGCAAUCGAGGCCUUGGACAGCAUGCUCUCCAAGCUGAGUGAUACACCCGACCCACAGAUACGACAGCUGCAUCGGAAGUAUGUCAAGCAAUCCAAAGUAGAUGAUGCUAUUCGAAGAGCCGUUCACACUCGUUUGGAAAGUGCCCCACUUCGUCUACUCGAGACAUCCACCGGAUAUUUAUGCGAUCGAGAGGCACAAAUAAGAAUCUUCAUGAAAAGUACGGAGUACAAGAAGCUUUUGUAUGCGUCAAUGAUGCGUGCGCCCCUCAACAUGGAGCUCAUCAACAAGGCGGUCGCGAAGUUCUUCAGUUGGGUCAUGUUAUCACAUAGAUGGGACCGCAGGGAGCCGUUGCUGCACAACAUCCAAGGCAGGGUCGUAUACGAGUUGAACGGAGUUGGCGGCAUAGAGAAGCUGCAGAAGUUCUGCAACAAGGCUCGCGAUCUGGGCUAUCGUUGGGCUUGGAGUGAUACGUGCUGCAUCAACCAGAACAACAAUGUUGAACUUCAAAGAUCAGUCAACUCCAUGUUCGUUUGGUAUCACCAAUCAGCUCUUACGAUCGUCUACCUGUCAGAUGUCCCACCUUCGGCGGAGUGGGGCGCACUGGCAAACAGUGAUUGGAAUACACGAGGAUGGACGGUUCAAGAAUUCCUUGCUCCUCGAGUUAUUCUCUUCUACCGUGCAGAUUGGACCCUCUAUCUCAAUGACCACUCUGGUAACCACAAGAAGUCUGCCACUAUUAUGCAGGAGUUAGAGAAUUCAACAGGCAUAAACACACGAACCCUCGUCGCCUUCCGUCCGGGGAUGAGAGAUGCCCGCGAGAAGCUGAAAUGGGUGUCAACGCGUGUCACCACGUUACAGGAAGACAUCGUAUACUCGUUGUUUGGUAUUUUCGGUGUCCACUUACCUGUUAUAUACGGUGAGACGAAACAAAACGCGCUCGAUCGACUCUUGCAGGAGAUUGUCGGUCGGUCGGGCGACAUUACCGUCCUGGACUGGGUCGGAAAAGCAUCCGAUUUCAAUAGCUGUCUCCCAGCUGAUGUUACCUCGUACAAAGCUUUAGCAUUCACAUUGCCAUCUCUACCAGGGGACGAGAUGCGGACAUCUGUCUCCAUGCUGCGAAAUACUGUGGCUGUGGAGUUAGCUUCGAAACUGUAUACCCUGCUCGACAACCUCAGUGUCCCUCGUUUCACAAACUACAGAUUGCAACUGCCUUGCAUCGCAUUUCCUGUCACAAAAGUCAGACAGAGACACGAUCAACACGGGGGGAUAUAUUUCACUUAUGACAUCGAGGCAGAUGGGCUUCAAGACCUGUUGAUCACCUCAGAAAACACAUUGACUCAAUUCUCGCCGGCACAGCCCACCCCACAGAAAUUCUUCAUCAUCCGUCCGUGGGACCGCCAUGAUUUCGGGCUGCCUGAUUUCUCGGACGAUGCGCAGAGGGUGCUGGAGUCCCCACUCCCAUCGCAGUUAGAUUCACCCGACGAGUCUCUCGGAGAAAACGAACCAAAUGAGAUGGACGCUCAUUCGCGAGCGUUGAGGUUAAUCGUUCGCCUCGGACAACCUUUUGCUGCACUGUUGGUUGCGCAGCAGCGUGGUUGGGAGUACAAGAGGAUUGCGUCGGAUCACCGUAUCAUGGCAUGCGUCAAGGACAUGGCUUCGAUUGAGAAUAUGAUGGAUGUCAGGAUGCUAGAGAUGCUGUAGUUGGAAGAAUGGAAGGUGGUCCGCGGUAGUAUUUAAAGUUAAUGAACGGGGUGCUUUGUAGAUAUGUUGUUGAUCCUCUAAGUUGAUCUGUCCUUGCUCCGCCGACUAGGAUGAUGCCUGGUUUUUGGUGCCGCCGCUAUUGGCACGAUUUGAGGCUGAAUGGGGGAGGAUGAAUAAUUUCCUCAAGGUGCUUCCAGUAGAAAAUGGGGCCAACAUCACUCGUGUUGCCGGCCCGACGGACCCUGUACGACUUACACACCUACACGUAUACACUGUAAUAUAUACAUCUACCACACGCUAACACGGAACUUUAUGUAUGCAUACAUGUUACUUAGACCAGACAAAUUGAAAUUGCAACCAAAUUGCAACUAAAUCUCUGACCAAGAGGACA
This is a messenger RNA of Suillus plorans, 3419 nucleotides long. Its product is annotated as WD40-repeat-containing domain protein. The record is from RefSeq and is a predicted model, not a curated record. Gene Ontology annotation, molecular function: protein binding. NCBI's taxonomy places the organism in Eukaryota, Fungi, Basidiomycota, Agaricomycetes, Boletales, Suillaceae. The coding region runs from base 143 to 3028 and encodes 961 amino acids. The transcript has 4 exons.